ACAAUAAAAUAUUUAUACGGAAAAAGUUUAUUUAAGACAUGCCUAAUCUGGGUAUCCCAAUUUGCAGUCAUCCAACCGUGCUUUUCCAGCGGCUGCUGCCGGCUGAUUGCUGCUCGCCGCCUUCCAUCCUCUUCCGUGCUUCCUUCUCGGCUGUCACCACCCAUCGCUUCCACUUCAAACUCCAUGGCGGCGACGACGACAUUCCUGCUAACACCUCGCUCUCUCCCCUCCAAAUCCAACCUCCUCCUCUCCCUCCUCUCCUCCUUCCCCAUCCCCUUCUCCCCCCUCCGCCGCCCCUGCUCCGCCGCAGCACCACUCUCUCCUCUCCGUCCCUUCCUCCACCCCUUCUCCUCCACCUCCUCCUCCUCCUCUCCCCCACCUCGAUCCACCAUUACCAACACCUCCGCCUCCUUCGACUGGUCCGACGACGACGAGCCGUCGAAGCUGCCCCCUCCCUACGACCCCUUCAGCAAGAAACCCGCCGCCGGCGAUCCCCGCGACACCUCGGACCUCGCGGAAGUCUUCCACCGCAUGCGCGCCGACGGCCUCACCGACUACGCAGUCAAGAUGUUCGACGGAUUGUCCAGGGACGGCCUCACCCACGAAGCGCUCGAGCUCUUCGCCGUGAUCAAGGACAAGGGCGUCAUGCCCGACGUCGUCGCCCACACCGCCGUCGUCGAGGCCUACGCCGGCGCCGGCGCCGGCCAGUCGCUGCACGCGCUCCGCGCCUUCCUCCGCAUGCUCGCCUCCGGCGUCGCCCCCAACGCCUACACCUACGCCGUGCUGAUCAAGGGCCUCGCGAGGGACGGGAACCUCGCGGAGGCGCGGCGGUAUCUGGUCGAGAUGGCGGCGAAAGGAAUGCGGCCCAAUGUGGCCACCGUCGUGGCGGUGUUCGAGGCCCACAUUGCGGCGGAGAAGCUCGCCGAUGCGCGGGCGCUGUUGGAUGAAUUGAAGGGGAAGGGGUUCGUCCCCGAGGAGGCCGCCGUGCGGGAGCAGCUCACCAAGCGCGGCCACAUGUUCCGGAGCAUCAUGAGCUUGCUCUUCGACAAGUGAGAAAGAGAAGGUGAGGUUGUGCUAGUUUUUCUUCUUCUUCUUCUGUUUUUUUUUCGCUUUACAUAGAGAGUGAACUUAGUUAAGAUUACUACUAAGCAUGUGUUUAACUUGUCGCGGUCCUGUGUACAUUAUUGUGAUUCAGGGAUGAUGUGCUCUCAUGUUCUUAACUUACUUUUCAUUUGUGCUGAGUGCUAAGUAAUGUUGGUUGAAGGUGCUUUGGAUCUUAUUUAACUAUAUACCCUGGUAAUCUUUGGUUUUUCUUCUUGUAGCA
Messenger RNA from Ananas comosus (pineapple), 1324 nucleotides. Its product is annotated as pentatricopeptide repeat-containing protein At4g38150-like. The transcript has a single exon. Gene Ontology annotation, molecular function: protein binding. The record is from RefSeq and is a predicted model, not a curated record. NCBI's taxonomy places the organism in Eukaryota, Viridiplantae, Streptophyta, Magnoliopsida, Poales, Bromeliaceae. The coding region runs from base 184 to 1053 and encodes 289 amino acids.